GCGAAAUCAUAAACCACAACGAACUCUCUGCCACCGUUUUUGACCGUAGAUUAACAUCGGUUCCACAUAACCCGAAAACACGAUAAAACAAUCUGCUGCUACUCAGCUCAGUCUAUUCAUUGAUCUGUAGAUAUCGUUGGAGCUUCUCUUUAGUCUCUCGAUCAAAGAAAUGUCGUCGAGCAGGAAAUUUACUCUGAAAAGCUCAGACGGAGAGGCUUUUGAGGUAGACGAAGCUGUAGCGCUUGAAUCGCAGACUAUAAGACACAUGAUCGAAGAAGAUUGCGCUGAUAACGCUAUUCCUUUGCCUAACGUCACAAGCAAGAUUCUUUCUAAGGUGAUCGAGUACUGCAAAAAGCACGUUGAGACUCCUAAAUCGGACGAUCGCCCUUCUUCCGCUGAUGAUGAUCUUAAAUCUUGGGAUGCUGAGUUCGUCAAAGUUGAUCAGGCCACUCUCUUUGAUCUCAUCCUGGCUGCCAAUUACUUGAACAUCAAGAACUUGCUGGACCUAACUUGUCAGACAGUGGCUGAUAUGAUCAAGGGCAAGACUCCAGAAGAGAUCCGUAAGACAUUCAACAUCAAGAAUGACUUUACACCAGAGGAAGAGGAGGAGGUUCGGAGAGAGAACCAGUGGGCUUUUGAGUAGAAGGAAAGGGGUUUAAUCUAUUUCUAUAAUUGCCUUUUUCUGUUGGACGUGGAUUGAUGUUAAGGUUUUAAUGUUUUGCAAACAAUUGUCAUUUUGUUUCCUUGUCUUGUGUCAUUCUGUAAUAGUUUCAAUGUGUUGAUAUGGUAUUUGUUGUUCCUUUAUGAUAUCUUUGUGUUUUAGAUUGCCUAA
This is a messenger RNA of Populus nigra (black poplar), 832 nucleotides long. Its product is annotated as SKP1-like protein 1B. The transcript is spliced from 2 exons. Lineage: Eukaryota; Viridiplantae; Streptophyta; Magnoliopsida; Malpighiales; Salicaceae. Gene Ontology annotation, molecular function: cullin family protein binding. Gene Ontology annotation, biological process: SCF-dependent proteasomal ubiquitin-dependent protein catabolic process. The coding region runs from base 170 to 643 and encodes 157 amino acids. Gene Ontology annotation, cellular component: nucleus; cytoplasm. The record is from RefSeq and is a predicted model, not a curated record.